Molecule: messenger RNA, 940 nt
Organism: Trichobilharzia regenti
Lineage: Eukaryota; Metazoa; Platyhelminthes; Trematoda; Strigeidida; Schistosomatidae
Source: the annotation of a GenBank genome assembly
CAAUGUCACACACACUCGAAGAUUUACUGGUGGAAGCCAAAAAAAAAAACUGCCAGAAGAAGCAGGCAGGCAUCGGCGAAAAGACUCCAGGUAAACAAAUAGAAGAUGGAGGUGAUGAAAAUAACCAACGAACAGCAAAAACAACAAGCAGGAGCAUUCACAAUCAACGGGAGAGAUUUGGCAGAGAUCACUUCCUUCACUUAUCUGGGGAGCACGGUUCCCAUCUCAGGCAGUCGGAACGGAUAAAGAUUUCAAAGCCAGGAGGAUUCGGAAGGGUAAGAUACGCCUUCAUCAACCUGAAACCAGUUUGGAAAUCUUCUACAUUCAGACAACAUGAGAGACAAGAUUCAGAUUUUCAACAAAAAUGUGAAGUCAGUCACUCAAUUCUUCUACAUGGGUCAAAAACUUGCACUGUGUCAGUCAUGAAAAUGAUUUCCAACAAGUUACUGUAGAUUUUUAUCAACAGCUGAACACUUCGCUGGCUCUAUACUGAAGAUUGAAUGGCUGGCAAUAAACCAACCAAGAGCCGAUUACUCAACAAAUCUACAGGAGAAAAUGGAGAUGGAUAAGGCACACAUUGAGGAGGACAUCAAAUGACAUCGCGUACAAUGCAGGCCAUCAAUCGAGUGGAAUCCCAAUGGGAAACGAUGAAUGGGUCGUCCUAGGGUGACAUGGAGAAGAUUGUGUGGCGAGGGGGAGGUGGGAGAUUAUGGGCAAUCAUGGGCUCAGCUGAAAAUGGUGAUAGAAAAUAGAACAAAGUUCAGAUGUGUUGUUCUACUCGGAACCCAAGGGAAUAACAAUAGUAAUUAUAAUUAAUGUUCUAUUCCAAUAAGUGAAUUUAUGACUAGGCUGUCUAGAUUACACCUGACACAGUGUCGUAGAGACAACCUAUGCUUAUGAAUAUCUGUCUAUCUAUCUGUCUAUCUAUCUAUCUAUCUAU